Messenger RNA from Silurus meridionalis, 1870 nucleotides. RefSeq names its product zona pellucida-like domain-containing protein 1. The transcript is spliced from 11 exons. The record is from RefSeq and is a predicted model, not a curated record. Bases 531 to 1724 code for a protein of 397 amino acids. Lineage: Eukaryota; Metazoa; Chordata; Actinopteri; Siluriformes; Siluridae. Gene Ontology annotation, cellular component: cell surface.
UUUCUCGUGCUGCAGAGUCGUUCUGCGGCGAGACCGAUUCAGGCUGUUACAAUUUGUUCCGGGAUAAAAAUUGAACGUGCCGUCUUCUUUACCUUUACGGAGGCACUUUUUGAAAUACCUAUUACAAGUGCAAACAGAAGGAGCUCCUCUGACUACUGCAGGAUGCGUGAUUUAUAAAGGUAGAUUUAAUCAGAGGAGGGUCAAAAGAUGAAUGGUGUGUCAGUACUGCAAUUUUGUCUCAAUUCCUGUGAGCAAUGGGGGGGAAAAAAAAAGAAAGAGAGAGCGAGCGAGAGAGAGAGAGAGAGACUGGAGCCAGGAGACAAACUGAUGAAGGGAUUAAUAUGAAGGGAAGUUGAGAGGUACGGAGAGGAGGUGGAAGAAAAAACAUCUGAGAUGUGCGAGGCAAUGACGGUAAAGACUCCUGAGAAGAGCUGACCCACUUUACAAGCAGAAUGGCGAGCGCUAGAGAUUGACGUCAAUGCUGCCCCGGCUGACACUGCAGAGUCAUUUCUUCAGGAUCAUCAGUAAGGAUGCUUUGCUUGCUGUGCGUCACAGUGCUGACCCUGGUCCUGCAACCAGUACUUUCCCUCUAUAACUGCACCUCUAUUUAUGAGAGGGUGCCAAAUAAUGAUGACCUAAGGGUGCACUGUGGGGUAAACUCUAUCAACCUGGAGGUUAACCUUUGCACAGCACAGUGGGCUGGCUUUGACCCUAUGGGCCUGGCCCUGAAUGGCAUGCACAAUAAUACCCAGUGCAAAGGUACUAUAGACACAAGUGUGGACCCUCCUGUCAUCCGGUACCAAUUAGCUGUCAAUGACAGUCAGGGCAACUUGUGUCGGCAGUCACUUCAGAUUGUAAACGAGGUUCCCAGUGCCUCUGGACCUUUCAGCCAGUUCUCCACCAUCCAGUCAGUCAUCAUCACCAGCUACAUUGAUACCCCAACCUCCUCAUCAGGGGUUGUCAGCUACUCCACUGACCUCUUCUAUCAUUUCACUUGCCGUUACCCUCUGGAAUACCUCAUUAACAACACUGAGAUAGUGGCGUCAUCGGUCUCAGUGGCCACGAAUGACAAAAAUGGAAGCUUUAUUGAUACUCUCAGCAUGAGCGUGUACAAUGAUACUACAUUUUCCUACCAAUUGGUGGUUCCACCUAGUGGGCUACAACUGCGCACAAAGGUCUACGUAGAGGCCAAAGCAGUUAAUCUUUCGGGGAACUUUAAUCUUCUCAUGGACCACUGCUUUGCAACUCCAUCACCUUACACCACCAACAACAGCGAGCAAUUUGACUUUUUCACUGUAUGUAACUCUGACUCCCGGACAUCUAUCCUGAGCAACGGAGUCUCCAAAAUCGGCAGGUUCUCCUUCGAGGCGUUUCGUUUCGUGGAGCAUCGCAACCAAGACAAGUCCAGCAUCUUCAUUCAUUGCAUUUUGAGACUCUGUGAGCCUGAUAAAUGCCUGAACAUUAUCAAUGCUUGCAACGGCAGAAAAAAGCGAGCUGUAGAAGCGGUGCCUGGACAAGCCACCACGACUACAGUGUCAAUGGGGCCACUUUAUACAGCUGCCCUAACUGCAGAGCCAACUGCUUCUGCAUAUGCAGGAGACAACGGACAGUCCAAUAAAAGUCCGAAUAACAUGGCUGGGAUGGUGGUCGGGGCGAUAUUUGCCUCUGCUGGUGCACUGCUGCUCGUUCUCGCUGGAUGGUUUGUGCUGAAGAAGGUUUGGUAGGAUGGUGACGUACUUUACGUUUUCAAAUGAAGGAGCCAACAGCCGGUCAGCUGCUCUGCGCAUAAUCAGUCAAAUCCGAUUUACAUGAUUAGCUUAGUAUAUCAUAGCACUUUAAUGAAGCACAAAAUGUGCUCGUGUAUGUUAAA